Linum tenue is the source of this 492-nucleotide messenger RNA. The record is from the annotation of a GenBank genome assembly. NCBI's taxonomy places the organism in Eukaryota, Viridiplantae, Streptophyta, Magnoliopsida, Malpighiales, Linaceae.
AUGCUACAUCAUCAGAAAUCCCUCCUUCUCUCUUCCACCACUUCAUCAUCUUCUUCCCUCACUUCUUCCAACCCAACUGAAGCUGAAAGCAAGAACAGCACCAGCUUGCUGGGUCUGAUGAAAACCGGAAGCACGUCGCUGGGGAGAUUGUUCGGCAUGGAGCACACAACUCUAGCAGCACAUUUCCAUGACUACAGCUGUUCCUCCACGACGAAGACGAUCCCUCUGUGGGGGAGCGACGCAGAGGAUUCGAAAGCAGAGGAGGAUCCAUGGGAAUCCAUCAGAGGAUUUGGGAUGCAUUGCUCAGAUUCUAGUAGCUACAAAGAUGAUCAAUUGAGGGUUAAGGCUACUACUAGUACUAGAAGAAGGAGAAGUAGAAGAGGGAAGUUGAGUAGGAAAAAGUCAUUCAGGAAACUGCCCAGGUUUCCUUUCUGGAGGUGGAGGCUGAGAUUCAAACGGUUCAGGAUUUUGAUCUGUGGCAAAAUCUUCUGA